Rana temporaria (common frog) is the source of this 963-nucleotide messenger RNA. Its product is annotated as olfactory receptor 1019-like. The record is from RefSeq and is a predicted model, not a curated record. Gene Ontology annotation, cellular component: membrane. Gene Ontology annotation, molecular function: olfactory receptor activity; G protein-coupled receptor activity. The transcript has a single exon. Lineage: Eukaryota; Metazoa; Chordata; Amphibia; Anura; Ranidae. Gene Ontology annotation, biological process: G protein-coupled receptor signaling pathway. Bases 1 to 963 code for a protein of 320 amino acids.
AUGGAGAAUCAGACAUUACUGAAUAUAUUUGUUUUCUCCGGAUUGUCCGACCUUCCAGGUCUUCAGCUCCCUCUGUUUCUCUUCUUCCUUCUCAUCUACCUUCUGACAUUAAUCUGUAAUUUGCUGAUCAUCUCUCUCAUUGUCACCGACUCUCACCUCCAUGUUCCUAUGUACUUCUUCCUGGGGAACCUGGCCGGUUUGGACCUCUGUUGUUCUUCAGUCACCGUCCCGCGAAUGUUAUUUGACCUUCACACCGAGAGAAGAAAGAUUACCACCAUGGAUUGUAUAACCCAAGUCUUCUUCUUUAUGUUCAUUGUUGACGCUGAGGCUUUUCUAUUGUCUGUCAUGUCCUAUGAUCGAUAUACUGCUAUAUGUCAGCCAUUACAUUACAUACAGAUCAUGAAUUCAAAGCUCUGUGUAAAGUUGGUUUCCAUUGUGUGGUUUCUUGGCUUUUCCCAUUCUCUAGUUCACACACUUUGUGUCUUAAAAUUAACUUUUUGUGGAUCAGGCAUUAUAAAAAGUUUUUUCUGUGACCUUCCCCAGUUGUUUCAGAUCUCCUGCAGUGAUGUCUACAUCAACAUUUUACUUGUCUUUAUCUUAGGUGGCAUCCUUGGAGCUGGAUCUGUGAUACUGACCAUUCUGCCCUAUGUCUAUAUAUUCAAAACUGUCCUGAAAAUACAAGUUAAAGGUAAAAGGAGUAAAGUUUUCUCUACAUGUACAUCUCACCUGACAGUGGUCUUCAUAUUUUAUUGCUCCAUUAUGUUUAAUUAUUUUCACCCAAGGACAAAUAAUGAUUUUACUGCUGACAAAGUGUUGUCCAUCUUUUACACCAUUAUUUUUCCUCUCUUCAAUCCUCUAAUCUACAGUCUGAGGAAUCAGGAUAUCAGGACAGCCUUUACAAAGGUUUUUCCUUUUAGGAAAAUAUUCCACCUUUCAACAAAAUACACAAUUCACAUUAGCUAA